UUUAUUUACUGCAGGACAUAGAUGAUUAAAAAAAAAGAAGCAACAGUGAUGGAAAGGAGCUAUUCUCUGCUGCUACUUUUGUUCUAUAGUAUGGGUAAGGACAGGUAAGGUAUGAAUGAGUCUGGAUUGACCUACUUACCCUUUUAGAGUUUAAAUGUAAUAUUUUUUCAAUCAAAUUUUAAUUCAAGGGAUGCAUUAAUGAACAAAAAAAUAGUCGUUAAAUGAAGUUUUCAUACAAUUGUGACCACUCAGAGAUUAAUCACGGUAUUUAACAAUUACAAAGUGCUUUUGGGGGCAAACUAAAACAAACAAAAACACACACAGAUUAACAGUUAGAACAAAGACCAUUGAUUUAGAAAAGAGUCUGUAUUAUUUUUGCACGGUUCCAUCACUCAUUUUAAACAUAAUGUUUACCACGAAAAUGCACACAUUAUGUGUCUGUUGUUGCUUAUGUUCACUGGAAUGAAUCAUCUGCCAUCUGUUGCCCCAGUGUGAUGCAUCAGUCUCCAUUUCCAUGUCAUUUGAUUUUCUUGUGAACACAUUUUUCUUUUAAAUAAAUCCAACCACCAUCAAUCACCUCUCAGUUCAUGAGUCGUCUUGCACAUCACGCUCCGUGAAACACAAGAGGAUAUCACUUUUUCUUUCUUUCUUUCUUUCAAUGGGGGAGACGGCAAACGAGUGCUGUGAAUGUCAUGAUUAAUCUGCUUUUCAAACAAAUUAGCACAGCCUGGUACUGGAGUGUUUGAGGGCGACGGCUCAAAGCCUGCUGCUGCUGAUGGAGCUGCCAGAGAGGAUGUUGACUUCAUGGGAGCUUCCUGCUCCCAGGACCCAGGAAACACGGCAGGGGGAGAGUGUGGGAAGAGGCUGAGUGACUCUCUGUGGGCCUCUGAAGACCUCGGCUGCAGGUCAGAGAUUACGGGAGAUGUGCAGGCCAGUGGGGGGAGUCCAGAGUGGAGUGGAGCAGUGGACGCUCAGAGAGCAAUCAGCCUAGAUGCCUCAGAGUGCCUGAAUGAGAUGAGCAAUCUCUCUGGGACGGCUUUAGUCAGGAGCACAGCUUUGGAAGACCUUACGUCCAUCGGCAACAAGAGCAGUCAAGGAGAGGAGCUCGUCUCUGAGCAAAUAAACGAUGGGCUGACUGCUGAUGACGCAGCUAUAGAGUCCGACAGUAACGUCACCCCAGAAACACAACACGCUACUCAAAGUCCACCUCAAUCUUGGUUUGAUUCUCCUUCAGAGGAUCUUCAUCCAACAAAGAGCAGCAGGGACAUGUCUGAGGAAGACAGCCUUUUAACCAAAAUGCCAUCUGACAUGGAGGCCGAAAGCGGCAGCAGUGACUCAUUGUUACACAGGGACGGCUAUUCAAGGCCUGACAUUUCUAAUGACUCAGAGACGAGAGGCAGUGUGGCUCAGACCACAGUUACCACCGAGCUGCAGAGAACUCCCCCCCAAAGCUCUCCAGCCCGAAAGUCUCUGGUGCCGGUCGCUAUUUUCAAAGCUCAAGCAAAGGUGGAUAAUGGCUCCACGGACAAGACCCAAACUGCCACCUCACCAACAUCUCACCUUAAAAGACCAACCAUUUUCACCAAGGGCAACAAAUCACCCGCCUCUCCCCGAAACGGCCACAGCUCCAUCCCCAUUAAAUCCAGCAGCCCAGGAGGUGUGGGUGCUGCAAAAUCUCCAAACCCCGUAACCAAAGUUACUGCAAGAACUGCAGCUCAACCAGCUAGUGCCAAGAAAACUCCCACUCCAAAAAAUGAAAAAGAUGUGAUGAGUGGACAGAGCAGCCCUGGAACUCCCAAAUCCCCCGCGAGCCAAGCAGCUGCUGCAAAGUCAGCGGCCGAGGCCAACAAAGUGAAAAAGGUGGCGGUGGUGCGUUCUACCCCCAAAUCACCAGGUUCGCUCAAGAGCCGCCCCCCGGCUCCUCUGGCCGCCGCAGCGCCAAUGCCGGACCUGAAGAACGUCAGGUCCAAGAUCGGCUCCACAGACAACAUCAAGCACCAGCCUGGAGGUGGAAAGGUACAAGUCCUUGAUCAGAAGGUGGACUAUAGUAAUGUCCAGUCUAAGUGUGGCUCCAAAGACAAGAUCAAACAUGUACCCGGUGGCGGCAAUGUCCAAAUCCUGGAGAAGAAGCUGGACUUGACCAACGUCCAAGCUCGCUGUGGCUCUAAAGACAACUUAAAGCACAAGCCCGGUGGUGGCAAGGUACACAUUCUUGAUAAGAAGCUGGACUUAAGCAAUGUGCAGUCCCGGUGUGGCUCCAAAGAUAAUAUAAAACAUGUACCCGGUGGUGGCAAUGUUCAAAUUGUGCACAAAAAGAUCGACCUGAGCACCGUGACAUCCAAAUGUGGAUCGAAAGCUAACAUCCAUCACAAACCAGGUGGUGGAAAUAUUGAGAUAAAAAAUGAGAAGGUGGACUUCAAGGUCCAGUCUAAGAUCCGCUCUCUUGACAACAUCGGCCAUGUUCCUGGAGGUGGACAGAGAAAGAUUGAGAGCCACAAACUGAGCUUCCGCGAGACAGCCAAGGCCCGCACUGACCACGGUGCUGAGAUCGUCUCUUUGGAAGACUCCCCCCAUCAGCUUAGCACUGUGUCCUCCUCUGGCAGCAUCAACAUGGCUGACUCUCCGCAGCUCUCCACGCUGGCUGACCAGGUGUCUGCUUCUCUGGCCAAGCAAGGCUUGUGAAUGCACCCCGACCCCACUCUCUCCACCUGCACCUCAGAAACAUGACCACGUAGAGGAGUUGUGAUGCCUUCCUCAUUGUUUUCACAGGACUUAUUUUUAGCUAUCCGUCACUGUUUGUCCUUCACUAAUCUUUGAAACUGUUCUUGAGCCAUUAAUGAUGAACUAAUGUGGAAAAAAUGGAUUAACAAAUCGGCCAAAAUGUAUUUAAUUUCUCUCUGUGGUCUUUGAUCUCUAUAUCCGUUAUUAUUUCUGCCCUUUGGUGUCCCUUUAGGAGUUAAAGCCCCCUGAAGUGAAUCUGAUGAAUAUUUUUUUUUUUAUCUCCACACAUAUCAGGUGAAACUGGUUUAUUUAAUUAAGACGUGGUUUCCCUGUCACACUGUCUGUAAACCUAGACAGCUAUGGUUUGAAAUCCAUUUUAAUUAGUGUCCACGGAGUUUAUUUAUUUGUUUUUAGGGGAGAGAAAAAAAUAGAUGGAAUAUCAGUGUAGAAAAUGGAGGUAAAUGCAGACUGUUGUGGUUCAGUUUGUGCUAAAGCAGAGGGAACAGUUACAGGGUAUGGUGACGGGCGUGUGAAGGAAAGACGUUAAAGAAAAGAAGCAAAUUUCUCACCAAGGCAGGAAAAAUGCUUUCAGACCUGACUGCUGUCUUUGCUUUGUAGUGCUGACAUGUAAAGCACCUUGAGCUGCUGCAGGUGACAGGGGUGUGACCUGGGUUUAAAAAACAAAAACAAAACAACAGCAAAAAAAAUCAACAAAAACAGAACGGCUAGAAUAGACAUUUUGUUUUGUGUUGGGCACAGUUUUAUAAUCGUAUUCUGUGGAUAUAUGACAUGUAUUUGAUAUGAAGAAACAUUUGUAUUGUGCCUGCUACUGUCAGUGUUUUUUUUGUUACUGCUCUAUUGUAAAUGCGCUAAAGCUUGACGUAUGAGGGGGGAAAUUUAACCUUAAGGUGUUAAAAGUGUAACCGUCAUGUCCAAAUUAUCAAGAAGCAGAAUGAGUUCAUAAUUAAUUACAGUAUUCAAACUGCUGUACGCACUUAAACUUUAAAGGUAGCUACUGUAGAAUAAUUGCAGUUAAGUCUCAAAGCUAGAUGACCUAGCAUUAGCCAAACAGAGGCCACUAAUGAGAUGUUGCUAAAUGCUACAACGGCUAUUUAGCAUUUAGCUAAUGUUAACACAAAUGUAGAAGACUCAUGAAGUUAGCUAACAUUAACUUUCAUUAUGUCAUGUUGGUGAGCAUUAGCUACCAGACGCUAGUAGUCUUACCACGCUAUUUUAAGUAAACGUGCAUUUUUCAGUUCAUUAAUUCAUCUUUUUGUUGUUUUUUCUCUCCAAUGUCGCACUUUAAAGGUUGGAGAACCUAGUGUUUCUUAGCCUCUGCUCAUGUGGCAAACCUUUUCACCAUUUAUUUGCCAAGUUUGACUAAUUACCAUUACAGAUAUGUGUGACGUCAUUCCUACUAGUCAAAACUACAGAUUCAGAUACCUGCAAUUCAGUUUUUACUAGUCAAAAUAUCGUCAAAGAUAUCCGUAAUUCAGAUAUCUUCAAUUGAGGAUAUUUAAAGAAAUCUCGAAAUCACAUUAUGACUAGUCAUAACGUUGUUGUAGACAUCUGAAACUGGAAUUCCGUUGUAGAUAUAAUUGUAGAUAUCCAUCAUGACUAAUCCCAUACACAUUGAGAAUUGCAGGUAUUUGUAACUGUAGUUUUGACAAGUAAGAAUGACCUUGCAGAUAUUGGUAGUGAAUAUUCUGUCUACCAAUUAAUUAAAUGUUAAAACCGCUUGCCAUAGUGCUCAAGUGGGAUGAAUAUAUGGCUCUGGUAGAUUAAACACAUACAAAUAAGUUACACUGUGUUGCCAAAUGUAUGUGGACAACUGAAUUUCACCCCCAUGGGUGAUUGUAAGCAUCAUUACGCAUUAUCACAGAAAAACAUCUACGAACCACACACAACUCUGAAAUAAUAAUAUUUUGUCCACAUUACCUAUAAAUACCCACACAUAAUAGUCACUAUCAAACAUAAUUUUGAGCAAUUCAAACAUGUUUUUCUCUUCAGUCUGCUUCUUUUUUACCCGACUCCUAUGAAAAUGAUCUGAUGACCCCUAGUGGAGGGUCCUGAGGUGCUGAGAAUCUCAACCCUGAGGUUGAUACCGGCUAGUCUAACGCAGAGCUUAAAGGUCCAGUAUGCACCUUUUAUUGGUGAAGUUGCAUGUUGCAGACUUUAGUAAAGACAUCAUUUAGGAGUAAUGAAAAACAACUAUUCAUACAGUCUUGUGACUGUAUACAAAAAACAAGUAUUACAUUUUCAAUUUCUGUCUGAAUUCUACUCACUGAAACUUUAAAAUGAGAAGUCCAAACAUUUAAAACCCCAGACAGGAAGUAAUAAGAGGUGGAAUGACAGGCAUGUCCACAUGUUUUUGGCUCUAUAAUGCAUUAGACGAGAUCAUGAGAGGGUUUCCUGUGAGGCUUGUUUUUUUUUGUUUACUUAACAAGUGCAACCAGUUAUCCGUUCUCUCAAUUAGUAACAUGUUCCCUAAAAAACACAGUAAGAAAAAAAAGAAAAAAAUCAAACACUGCUAAUGGUCCUGAUAAUAAUCAGUUUUCCUUGUAACUCACAUAAAUGGGUGAAACAACUUCUUGCAUGCAUCUCAUGUAAGAGAGCCGUCUGCUUGUUGCCUCCCUUCACAAAGUGGUCUCUUUAUAUAUCCUGUUUAUAUAAUGCUUUCUGGAUUUGAAUGGAUUAUGCUGGCUAGAGUGUGUGUGAGUGUGUGGUCAUCUUCACUCAUAGGUUAGACAAAAGUCAUUUGCCAACAUAGAUAUAAAACUGUGAUUUAUCUCUAUGAUGGCAAAGACACAUCUUUGAUUUCAAGGAACAAACACGUAGAACUUAAAAGGGCGUAUCUGCAUGCGACAUAAAAUUCUCAUUUUUCCUCCCCAAGAGUGUUGUGGGAUGGGAGUUGUUCCCCAAGUGUGUCGUUCAAGUUAGUGUGCUUCAGUGGUCCUCCUCUCCAUGAUACAACUUUGUGCCGGAGCAGUUUGGAGAGGUUACUGCAGUAAUUAAAACUCAUCACCUUUUUGUUUCCGGGUUCCUUUUGAUUCUGUACAGUUGUGGAAAUGUGAUUGUUCUUGUUACUGUGCAUUUUAUCAAUAACUGGUUUAUGAUGAUUCUUGUUGCUGUAUAUGUGUAUUUGAAAAUAAAUGCUAUGAACUCA
Solea senegalensis (Senegalese sole) is the source of this 5887-nucleotide messenger RNA. RefSeq names its product microtubule-associated protein tau a (gene mapta). Bases 805 to 2682 code for a protein of 625 amino acids. Gene Ontology annotation, cellular component: neuron projection. NCBI's taxonomy places the organism in Eukaryota, Metazoa, Chordata, Actinopteri, Pleuronectiformes, Soleidae. The record is from RefSeq and is a predicted model, not a curated record. The transcript has 12 exons. Gene Ontology annotation, molecular function: microtubule binding. Gene Ontology annotation, biological process: microtubule cytoskeleton organization; neuron projection development.